AUGAACAGUGUCCAUUCCUUCGUUUCACCAAACGUUUCACAUUUUGAAUCACAAGCCACUGAGCAAUGGGGAGACAACUUUGAUGUUAAACUUCAGUAUCUAGUUGAUAGUGCAAGAGAAAACUUCCAAUACAAAGAUUUUGACCCAAUAACCAAACAAGAAUAUGAUACCUCCUCUCCAAGCAGCCUUCACUCUUUCAACUCAUUUGGUGAAGAUGAUUUAGAUUCAACUACACCAAGUUUUACGAAACAAAAUGGGUUACCUUCACCAGAUAUCUUGGGUGAGAAAGAACUGAAAACAUCCAGUCUAGUACAACAACGUAAAUCAAAACCAAACAAUGCUGAAUAUUUUUUCAACCCAGUGCUGACACCAAUUGAACCAUUAUCAUAUGAUUGGAAAAACAUCAACUAUGAAGGUGAUGAUUUAUCAACUUUUUCAAGAGUUAUGAAAAGAACUGAAGAUUUCCAAUUAACACCUGCAACUGAUGACCAUUCCAAUGCAUCCUUCCAAGGUUUAUUUGCCUCUCAAGAAAUAUAUCCACAAGUUAUUACAUCAGAGAUACCGUCAACCCCUCUAUCUAACCCAGCAACAUCAACAUUAUCUUCAGUGACAGCAUCACCAAUGACUCCAGGUUCUGCAAUAAUUAAAAAGAGGAAAGCUGAAAGAAAGAAAAGAGUGCGUACUCCUAAAUAUAAAUAUGAUGAAAGUGCAAAGCCAAUCGCUGAACAAUUAAUGGCAAAUAAAGGAAUUUGGAACAAAAUUUCACAAAAGAAGAAGAAAGGUAUUUAUAAAUGUACACAUUGUUCAGAAAUGUUUAAAGAAUUGAUUGAUCUAGCCAAACAUAUUGAUGAAAACAAGAUUGCACGUCAGCAUAAAUGUCCAUUUGAAGAUUGUCCAUGGUCUAUUAUUGGUUUACCAAGAAGAGCUGAAGUUAGAAGACAUUGUGCAGCUCAACAUGCUUAUGUUAUAACGUAUCCUGAUGAUAAAACAGAAUGUCAUGAAGGUUAUAUCUCAUCAGAAAAAUUCAAAUGUCAGUAUGAUUUCUGUGAUAGAUUGUUUAAAAGAAAAGAUUCUCAACAAAGACAUGAAAAAUUGGUUCAUUUGAAUCCUACAAGUCGUUUCAAUACAAGAAUUGAUAAAUUGAAAACUCAUUAUAAAACUGAUGAUGUUGCAUUUUUAACUGAUAUACUGGGGAAGAAAAAGAAAACAAAGAAAUCUGAUGAGGAUGCUGAAGAUGAUGACUGA
Hansenula anomala is the source of this 1245-nucleotide messenger RNA. RefSeq names its product Rme1p (gene RME1). NCBI's taxonomy places the organism in Eukaryota, Fungi, Ascomycota, Saccharomycetes, Phaffomycetales, Wickerhamomycetaceae. The coding region runs from base 1 to 1245 and encodes 414 amino acids. The transcript has a single exon. The record is from RefSeq and is a predicted model, not a curated record.